This is a messenger RNA of Penicillium canescens, 618 nucleotides long. RefSeq names its product C2H2 type zinc finger domain protein. The record is from RefSeq and is a predicted model, not a curated record. The transcript has 2 exons. Lineage: Eukaryota; Fungi; Ascomycota; Eurotiomycetes; Eurotiales; Aspergillaceae. Bases 1 to 618 code for a protein of 205 amino acids.
AUGUGGGUGUCAGGAGACCAGUCCGCGCAGUCUGCGGCGAUGGAGCUUCACGACAAACUUGACUUUGCUAUUCGGGAUCAAAGGGAGAAAUGGGAUGCCUCAGAAGUAGAGGGGGCCUGCAGCGCCUGCUUCUGGCCAACAGCGACAUACCAGGCUAUCCUACUACAUAUUAUUUUCUCUGUUGUCAUGAAAAGCGAAGGUGUUGUCAACCUCGACCUCAAAGCGUCUAUCUCCGCUGCGGAUUUAGCAUUACUCAACUCACUUGUUGGAAGCUGUCGAAGAUUGGGGAUGUUCCUUUACCCGAACAUGCUCGCUAGGUAUAAAGAAGCUGACCUGCCCUCAUUUGUCUGGGUUGGUAUUGAGGAAGUCAAGCGAUUCAAUAUAGCACUGUAUAAGUUAUGUGCGAAAUUGAGCAGCUCUAGUCGGGAGGACAGGCCAUUGCUACCUGCGAGUGAACUUCAAUUCCCUCUCCCAAGCAAUAAUCCCUUGUGGAAUUCAGUUGGAAGAGAUGAAUGGGAAGCUAAUGCGAAGGAAGAGAAUAUGGUCUCCUUGAACGAUGACCUUCAGGGGAAGUGGAUUUCAAAGUUUGCAGAUGUAUUAGAAUUCCUUGGGUUAUAA